AUGCAGAAGAAGCUCAACAGAAUCCGAUUUCACAAAGAACUUCUUGUGGCCCUUCCCGCCAUGAAGCAAUGCAGCACCUCCCAGGAUGAUGCAGAUUCAUCGGAGGAUGAGCUAGAAGAGGAAGAAGAGGAAGAUGAGGAAGAUGAGGGGGAAAAGGAAGAGGACGAUGAUCCAGAGGAUGAGAAGGAAGAAGGUGAGAUAGACGAAGACGAGAAGGAAGAGGGUGAGGAUGAGGAUGACGAGGAGAAAGAAGACGGUGAGAUAGAGGGUGACGAAAAGGACGAGCACGAUGAGCAGGAUGAUGAUGCAUCUGAUGAGGACGAGGAUGACGACGAUGUCAAGGGCAAAGAUACGGAAGAGAAGGACGAGGAAAGCUCAGAGUCCUCUAGCGACAAGAAGAAGGAGACUCGCGUCCUGCUCAAACCGCGGGAGCGUUCUAGAUCGCGGUCUGGACGUCCCAAGAAGGAUCGGGAGCGGAGUCGCUCCAAGAGGAAGCGGCAGGCGAAGGCUUCACGCAGUCGGAGGGGUAAGAGGCGAUCCUCUAGCUCAAACCGGAAAAAGCGCAAGUCUCGGAGCCAUCGGCGCAAGAGCCGCAGCCGCCACAAGAGCCGCGCCAAGCGCAGCGAGCGCAGCGAGCGCAGCGAGCGCAGCGAGCGCAGCGAGAAGCGACGAGACCGUCGGAAGGACCGGAAGCGACGCAGUUCGACAUCGAAGGAUCGUAAGCGAAAGCGGAGCCGAAGUCGCAGCGUGCGACAAAGCCCAAAGAAGUUUGUAACAAAAGGAAUGAAAGCAUUUGAAGAUCCGAGGAGCCCCUCGCCUCCCAACCAGGCCUCGAAGCCGGACGCCGGGGGACUGUCGCAGCUAAACUCAGCGUUGCACUCGUUGGAGGCAUUGCUACAGGAAGCACCGAAGGAGAAACCAUCGGAUCGGAUGCAGAAACCAAUGCAGAUGCAGAAUCAGAUGCAGAAACCGGUGGAUUUGCCUCAGCAAAAGUUAGAGAAGCCAGCGCCAGUGGUGCCAAAGCCGGCUUCCCUGGGAUUGCCUAAAAAACCACAGGUCUUGGAUUGGAGGAGGCGUUCUACCACCGAGACCAAGCCAGCUCCGCAGGAAAGUCGUGCUGCUCAGCAAGACUUUGCCCUGAGAGCUCACGCAGGACAGCUGGCAGCUGCCCUGGCAGCGGCCCAAGCCCUUCACAAUCCUGGCAACAAAGAGGUCUCAAGGAAGAUCGCAGCGCUCCUGGAGCAGUGUCCAGCACUGACGGAUGAUGCUCUGACAGCACUCCGCUCCUUGGCCUCCGACCAGGUGAUCCAAGUGUUAACUACUUUGGUCAGCAGGAGAACGGAGAUCACCGAUGCAUCGACAUGGGUCAUUCACUUGAUACAGAGCAUGGGUGGCUGCGCACCGGUGCAGACACCUGCAGCAUCAUCAUCAGUGGUGAAAGAGAUGUUGGAAAGGCAUUUGCCGAAUUUGGCGAGUGCAGCGAAGUCCGUUCUGCUUCAGAAUUCGGAGGGAGAUGCGAUUCGAAUCAUCCAGGACCACGCAAACCGCGGUGGAGAUCCUUCAGAUUCGAUCUUCCAGGCUGCAACUCUUGCGUUGCAAGGAGGUGCGCAAUGCUCUGGUAUGGUGUAUCCCAUGGGCAUGGAUGCCUUUGGCAUGAUGGGUGGCAUGGGCUGCGGCAUGAUGGGUAUGAUGCCUGGUUGCUUUGGUGGGAUGAUGCAAGGCCAAAUGAUGCCGAUGGGAGGAUGCGGCAUGAUGGGCUGUGGCUGCGGAGGUGCCAUGAACUGUGGCUGUGGCAAUGGCUGCAACGUCCAGGGCACAGCUCCAACAGCUCCAACAGCUCCAAGCAACGUGGUGCCUGCGGUGUCUGAGAAUCAGCCGUUGCCUGCACCUCCCUAUGCCAUGCCGCCAGGUGUGGAAUUGGCCGCUGAUAACCAGGAGCUGCUCAACGAGCUGAGAUCCUCACAGAUCUCCGACAAAGCGUUCCAAGAUGUUCUGAAGCUUCCUACACUCGAGGUUCGAUUCCUUCUGCAAAAACUGCAGGGCGAGGAGAGCCAGGACAUUUCUGGGUACUUAAUCUCAUCUGCUGCCAACUUUUGGGCCCAGGGCCCACAUGUGCCACUGGUUCCUGCACCUUCAAAUCAAGCGCCGAUUCUGGAAGCGCAGGGACAAAGGGCGGAUGAGAAGCAGGGCACAUCUGAGUCGGUGGAAGAGCCAUGCUCCUUGGUGGGCGUCGCUCCACUGCCGAAGGCGGAAGCUAUUCGGGAACAAGAACCUGUUGAAGAGUUUGUGGCGCCGACUUCUGGACCCUUUAUGUCUUGGACGGCGCCAGCCAUGCGGCACUGAGAAGUUGCAUUUCGGAGGCUGCGAAUGUGAGAGGCGAUUGUCAUGACCGAGUGCAGACAUGUGGUUUAGUGCAAAAAA
This is a messenger RNA of Cladocopium goreaui, 2421 nucleotides long. Lineage: Eukaryota; Dinophyceae; Suessiales; Symbiodiniaceae. The record is from the annotation of a GenBank genome assembly.